Cetraspora pellucida is the source of this 184-nucleotide messenger RNA. NCBI's taxonomy places the organism in Eukaryota, Fungi, Glomeromycota, Glomeromycetes, Diversisporales, Gigasporaceae. The record is from the annotation of a GenBank genome assembly.
AUGAAGAUGAAGAGUUCAAUAAAUAUAGAGAAGAAUCUGUUAAUAAUGAAUUAGAAAAAGUUGAUAAAAUGAGCAAAAGAUUAAGAGUUAAAUAUAUUGAAUUAGAUCAAGAUAAUUUGAAUGAAGAUCAAGAAGAGGGUAAAAAAGAAUCUGAAGAUAAUAAUAAAUAUAUUGAUAAUGAUGA